Biomphalaria glabrata is the source of this 6787-nucleotide messenger RNA. RefSeq names its product cadherin-87A-like. Gene Ontology annotation, molecular function: cadherin binding; calcium ion binding. Gene Ontology annotation, cellular component: catenin complex; plasma membrane. Bases 239 to 5902 code for a protein of 1887 amino acids. The record is from RefSeq and is a predicted model, not a curated record. NCBI's taxonomy places the organism in Eukaryota, Metazoa, Mollusca, Gastropoda, Planorbidae. The transcript is spliced from 43 exons. Gene Ontology annotation, biological process: homophilic cell-cell adhesion.
AUACCUCGAUUUAGUCUCGUUUGAUUGUAGUUCUUGUUUAGCUGCACGUUAUAGAAUAAUUGUGUUUAGAAAUAUGGGUGUGUAAUUUAAUUGUAAGAAACAGUUGGUUUGCUCUAAGAUCAGGACUAGUUUAUGGUAUGACUAUGGAGAGUAUUCUAUAACACUAUUACAUAAGAUCUGAGCGAAGUGGUCGUCUCCUUUCCAUUAGAACUAAAACAGAUUACUGAUUAUCUGAAACAUGCAGUUCAUAUUUAUUGUGCUGGUGUCCUCAUUUGUUGUGUUGGCAUAUGGGCAGAGAUCAGUCCCUGUAUUUUUAGAUUAUUCUGCUUUAAAUGGCAGAUUCUUAUCGGAAUCUCAGCCAAAAGAUUCCUAUAUCGGUCAAAUUAGUGCUACUGAUCCAGAUGGUACAAGUGUAAAUUAUUUUAUCGAUGGACAAGGUGGUGAAUAUUUUGCUAUAGACCAAAAAACUGGAAUCGUUACUUUGAAAAAACUUUUGGAUUAUGAAAUAUCUGUGGAGAUCAAGUUAACAAUUAGAGUUGUGGAUGGAGAUGGUCAAACUUCUUCUGUGGAAGGAAAAGUAUUUGUUAAUGAUGCCAAUGACAAUGCCCCUGUUUUUAAUGAUACAGCAAUUUUUCGAAGCCUUCCUGAGAAUACAACUGUUGGCUCAAAAGUAGCUUCUAUUGAUGUCACAGAUGUGGAUACAAAUAAUGCCAUUCUAAAUGUGUCUUGUGUUAGAGCUACUGUCUCUCUGAUUGAGUCCUGCAAUACUUUUGGUCUUAAUAUGACAAAAAACAGCAACAAGUAUUGGAACGGUGAUUUAAUACUUAUCAAACAGCUGGACUAUGAGGAAAAAAUAUCUUACAUCAUUCAGCUAUUAGCUUUUGAUGGUGUCUUCAGUGUAAUCAAUGAAGUCCACAUAGAAGUUUCUGACAUCAAUGACACUCCACCUCGAUGGACAUUGCCUGGACCUAAAACUAUAGAUGAAGAGCUUCCUAUUGGUUUUGUUGUCCAAAAAGUCAGUGCUGAAGAUCCAGAUGUGAAUUCUAAACAUGAUAUUUAUUAUGAGCUCAUAGGCAAUAAUACUGACACUUUUGGUAUCAAUAGUACCAAUGGAAAUAUUUUUGUCAAAAAACGAAUAGAUUAUGAUGAUCCUAACUAUCAGAAAGAAGUUCCAUAUGAUUUAACUAUUAAAGCCAGAGAAAUUUUAGACAAAAACACUCUCUUACUGGGAAAUGAUAGUUCCACCACAUCCACAAUCACCAUCAGGAUUACAGUUCGAGACAUCAAUGACAAUGGACCAGUAUUUAAUCAAAACACAUACGAAGCUUACAUUGAUGAAAACACAAUAGCUGGUGCUAAUGUACCUGUGCUACAGAUGACUGUUACAGAUAUUGAUUCAGGUACCUACAAUACCUUCAGACUAUUUUUAAAUGACUCAACAUUUGGAAUUCUGCCAGAAAUAGAUAGCAGUUUCUCUACAGCAUCAAUGUUUGUCAAAAGCAGUAACUCAAUUGACUACGAAAAAUUACAAACCUAUGUGCUUGUGGUGAAUGCAUCAGACACAGUGGCUCCAUUCUUCUCCAGCUCAGCCACUGUUACUAUUCAUGUGAGGGAUGUCAAUGAUAUUACUCCUACCUUUAGCCAACUAAGUUAUCAAACUUCUAUUUCUGAAUUAACGGCAAUGGGAUCAUCUAUUAUCAAAAUAGUGGCCACUGAUUCUGAGCAGGGACUCUUUGGUACAGCAGGAAUAGUUUACUCUCUCUUUGGAAAUAUUCCUCCACACUUUGCAAUAAAUCCUAAAUCAGGGGAUGUUACUGUGGCUUCGUGUAAUGGGAAUGUUGGUGUUGGACCAGAAUGUAUAGACUAUGAAAGAAAAAAAGUCUACAGUUUAACUGUAUCAGCAACUGACAAUAAUGGCAAUGGUUUAACUCGGUCUGUACCUCUGGUUAUCUACAUCUUAGAUGAGAAUGAUAAUGUUCCUAAACUAGAGACCAGUUAUGUCCGAUGGAUAUAUGAAGGACAGACAGUCACAAUAAACCCACUCAUUAUCAAUGCAACAGAUCCUGACAGUGUUGGGGGUCCACUCAGAUACUACAUAGAAAGCGACAGCUCAAAUCUAUGGCAGACACCAUUAUUGGUAGAUUCAACUAAUCAUACAUAUGCCAACAUCACAGCUCUAAGAGCUGUCCGUUACUCUGAUACCAUAAAUGGAGCCUUCAAUUUCGUUGUUAGAGUAAGAGAUGCUAAAAAUGAAGUUGCUUCCCCUGUCACUAUUUAUGUUAUUGAUGUAAACAACAAUGCACCAGUAUUUAUCUCAUCAAGUUUUAUUGAGAACAUUUACGAAAACACUAAGGGAGAUACCUUUGUGAUUACUGUGACUGCCAGUGAUGCUGAUUCUUACACUACUGGAAAUGGUCAGAUAGACAUUUCCAUACAAUCUGGUGCCUUGGGAAAGUUUACUGUCAAAAAUGUUGCACUAAAUAAUGUGACAGGUUUUUAUACUGCGGAUAUUUACACAACCCCUGAUGCUAUUUUUAAUUAUGACAAUCAAAAACAGUAUGUAAUGCAGCUGCUUGCAAGAGACAGAGGUACACCAUCUUCAAAGUUUGGCACAUCUACUUUGACAAUAAAUAUUUUAGAUAUCAACAACAGGGAUCCCAGAAUAAACCCACUGUCACAGUCAGUCACUGUGUCAGAAAAUACACCAAUUGGUACAUCCGUCUAUACAAUAUUGGCUGAAGAUCCUGAUGCUGGCAGCAGGUUGAAGUAUUAUUUUACACCAGAGAAGGCAAAUGAUGGCACAGGAAAUGUUGCAACAUCUACAGUUUAUGAUUUCAGGACAAUGUUCAGAAUUGAUUCUGACAAUGGUCGCAUAUUUGUCAAUUCCACCUUGGAUAGAAAGAGUGUAGCUAGGAUCACUUAUUCUGUAAGAGUGCAAGAUGUGGCUGCCAAUCCUGUACAAAAUGGAACUGGGUCAUUUUUGAUCUACAUCCUUGAGUACAAUGACCAUGCACCAAGGUUUGACCUCCCACUGUAUAACAUUAGCAUUGAUGAAGAACAAAAUGUCAAUGCCUUUGUGGUCAAUUUAAACUGUCGAGAUGAUGAAGAUAAAAUAUCUGGCUAUACACUGACCCAAACUAGUCCAAGACUUCCUCAAUACUUUUCUUUGAUACCAGGAUCAGGUGCAAUGAUUGUGUCUGAACGAAUUGAUUUUGAAAAAAUUGAAACAAUAGAGCUGAUUGCAACAUGUACUGACAAUGGACAACCCAACUUAUCGAAUACAACCAGAGUUCUUGUCAAUGUUAUCAACAUCAAUGACAAUUCUCCAAUUUUUGAUCAGCCUAUUUAUAGGAUAUAUAUAUAUGAAGGAACCUACAGUGGUCCUCUGAACUUGACUGUCAAUGCAAAAGAUAUAGACAAAGGUGACUACGGUGUGGUCCGCUAUGAAAUCCCAGAUAAAACUGUUAACUUCACCAUUAAUAGCACCACUGGAGAGAUCUACUUUGUUCCCAAUUCCAUGUUUGACAGAGAAACCAAUGCACUAGUAAGCUUUCAGGUCACAGCUUAUGACAGUCCUUUGAAUUCAGCAGUGAGAAGGAACACCACUGUUGCUGUGUAUGUCUACAUCAUGGAUGUCAAUGACAAUUGUCCAGAAUUCUCUCAGAAAUCAUAUUUUGGUAAAGUGCCUGAGAGUGCAGGACCUGGCACUAAUGUCCUUGACCUUUCUGUAACUGAUAAAGACAUUGACAUUAACGGGCAAUUUGAUCUUGCUAUAAAACCUAACAGUUUCAUACCUGCAGGUGCAGAGUCAUUGUUUGCACUUGGCAGCAAUCGUGUCAUUGUGGCCAACAGCCUAAGGACCAAAGCUGGAAACUACUCCUUCUAUGCCACUGCUACAGACAAGGCCACAACUAACCGGUGCACUAGGGAAGUCCCUGUGACCAUUCAGGUCCUAGUGUCCCUUAAUGAUGCCCCCAUCUGGGUGAAACCACCCAAUCGAGAUUUUGUCAUUAGUGUUUUGGAGAGUCAGUAUGAUGGCAUGUUAGUGUAUGGAGCCAAGGCUGUAGAUAACAACACUGGACCCAAUGGUAUUGUUGACUACUUCUUUGUGGUCAACCAGAAUGAGCUUGUGUCAGCCACUCCAGAAUUUAGAAUCAACCAAGUAACUGGAGUGAUUCGUGCGGAGAUAGUGUAUGACAGAGAACGAAGAGACAGCUAUUUUUUGACUUUAAUGGCCAAAGAUCGAGGCACACCAUCAGCUUCCUCAGAGACAACUAUCACUGUCAUUAUAUUAGAUGUUAAUGAUAAUGAUCCGGUUUUCCCAAUGAAGGAUGGUGUUGUUACACCCCUUGUCUUGCCUGAUGCAGCCUAUGAUAUUGGAGAGAAUGUUGUGAUUCCUAGUGGUGGUUUGAAAUUAGGUACUUGCAAUGCAACGGAUGCUGAUUCUGACACUGCCAACAACAAAAUCUAUUACAAAAUUCUGAGUGACCAAGUCAACAUACUGGACUACAUACAUGUCAACAAUGCCACCUGUGACAUUUACUUAAUCAAGAAACCUGACUAUGAAACAUCUCCUGAACUUUAUUUCAACAUCUAUGCUUACAAUGAGAAAAACAAUGACAGAGUCAUCAGAAACAAACGAGAUGUGGAUCCAAGUAUAUUGCCAGUUAUUGUCAGGAUCAAAGACAGCAAUGACAACCCUCCAGUAUUCACUCAGAGUUCUUAUUAUGAAUGUGUUACAGUGGAUGCCCCAUUCAAUGACAAUAUCUUAGAAGUGUCUGCAACUGAUAAAGAUACAGGAACCACUAUUGUAUAUGGCUUGAGUGGUACAUCUGCCUUCACUAUUGAUCCUGACCUGGGCAUUAUCUCUAAUGUGAUUUCAUUUCAAGGUUCCAAUGUACCAACAAGCUACUCAUUCAAAGCGGUUGCUUCAGAUGGAUUGUUCAAUACCACUGCUGAUAUUACAAUUGUUGUAGCUUCCUCUUCAAAUCUUGCAAGCAUGAAAGUCAACAGACCAUUACAGGACAUAGAACCAUUCAAACAACAGAUUGCUAAAUCAAUUACAGAUUCAAAUUCAAACAAAAUCAAAUUUGCUUGCAUUGUGGACAUGAAGAGUCAUGUGGAGGAUGAUGGGACAUUGAAUGCACAAGUCUCUGAUGUUCUGGUUGCUGCUGUCAAUCCAAGUACAGGCCAGUUGUAUUCAGCUCCAGACUUGGUUUCAAUUAUCCAGAGUGACAAAAAUCAAGCCAACUCUGUGUACAAUGCUAUCUACGUGACAGAUGUGAAGGCAGAUCAACCAAAAGAUGGAUUUAGUCUCAAGGAGGAUGCUGUAUUGGCUAUACUUAUUAUAACAAUUUUACUCAUUUUCCUGGCAAUCCUUUUGUUUAUUAUUGCCUGCCUGUGCAUUAGACGUUCAAAAAAAAAGAAGACUAAACAGUAUCAGUCCAAGUCAUUGGUCUAUCCACCUCAGCCUGUGGAGCCAAGUCAUAACCCUGUCUAUGUUAGAGAUGUCCAACCAGAGGACAUGUACACAUUGCCCAAGAAAGUUCCAAUCCAUCAUGUGGAGGAGACCCACAUGGUAGUUGUACCUCCAGUGAUAGUACCAGCUGAAGAGGAACUAGUGUAUCCUCCACCAGAGCCUGUAAGAAACUACCUGAACACUGAGCCAGAACCAUUCAUUGAGACAGAACUGGAACCUUUCCAUGUCCAGCAUUUGCCACCACCUCAACCACUAGAACCAGAAUAUGAGCCAGAGUUUGAAGAUAAGUUGGUGACUGAAGUCAUAGAUGACGAUUUACCUGCUCCUAUUCUAGAAGGUGAAAUAGAAACAGAGAUAAGAGAUUCACCAGCCUCUAGUGCAUUACCAAGUCCUGCUGGCAGCAGGAAGAGUAACUCUAGCUAAACCAGUUAGGAGAACUUAACUCUGUAAAUACACCAGCCUCCAGAUGUAGCCUUACUUCCAUUAUUUAUCUUAAACACAUUGUAUGAAGGUGUGCUGUUAGACUCUUGUUGCAAGAUAGUUUCUUUUUUUCUUUGAAUGGUAGAAAAAAAAAUCCAAUGUAACAUUGUAAGAAAAAAUAAUUUAAAAAGAAUCCUUAUUUUUAAUUCAAAUUAUUUAUGGUAUUUCUAGAUAAAAGGUGUACAGACAUAUGUAAUUCAAGUUAGUCAAAGCAUUUUGUACAAGUCAGUAUAGGUAUUUUAGUAAUUUUGUGUAUACAGUUAUAAUAAACUAUUAGAUCCAAAGUUUGUAUCAACAAUGUUCUUUGGUACAUUUGGAUGUUUGUUGAAAGAAGAUUUGGAGAAAUGAGAGUGAGAGAGUAAAAAUGAUUUCUCAUUUCCCAGACAUUUAUUUUACCUCAUCGCUGUCACUGUCUUUCUUGUAGACUUCCAGACAGGAUCAUUCAUUUUUCAGAUGGCUAAUUAUUCAGUUAAUGUGCUCUCAUAUUUUUGUUGUUUUAUUGGUAGACAUGCAACAUAAAGGUCUUAAAAUGGGGAAGGAGAUGUUAACCAGCUCUCAAUAGCUUGUACUAUCAUUUUCUUUAGAUGUAUUGUUGCUGUUACAUUAUCCAAUCUUAACAAUGUUGAUACUUUGUUUUGAAAAAAACAACUGUUUCUCAAGUAUUUAUGUUUACUUCUGUGACACAUUGGUUGUGACAAGGUUAAAUGUUAACAUGUAUAUUUAUUAUUUGAUUUACUUUGAUAAUGUAUUUACAUUUUUGAACUUCAUACCUGGAUAUUCAAAACUUUUGAUAGAAAUAAUUCUAUAUUAAAAAUGAAUUUCUUUGAA